AUAAUAUUUGACUAUUUGAGGCACAUCGCAUCUGCACCUAAUAAAGCCGAUUUAAGUUUCUGUUCUUUUUGCAAAGUUAUAGUGGUUGACUUGCUUUUCCUACUUUGCGUUGCGCGAAAGUUUAGUUUGUCAACCCUCUGCGAACUGCAGAUAUUGCUAGAGCAAUUGUACAAGGAGUGCAUAUGCAAAUGAAGCCAAAUGUAUUUGUUGGCGAAAAUUUUAACAGAAACCUUAAGCAGAUGUGCAAACUUUUAGGUGAUGACCAAGUCUUCAUAAUUGGCGUACAUGGAAUGGCAGGAGUGGGAAAAACAGUCCUGGUAACUUAUAUUGAGAAUGAUAUUAAUUUAAAUAGGAAGGACAGUUUUAAACAUGUCUUCUUCGUCACUGUAUCCCGAGAUUUUAGCAUUUUUAAAUUGCAAAAUGAAGUGGCGAAGAGAAUAGGUGUGACACUUGAUGGAGAUGAUGAGAGAAUCAGAGCUAAAAAGUUGUCAUUAGCGUUGGAAGGAAAAGAAAAAUCAGUGCUUAUCUUGGAUGAUGUUUGGAAAAAUAUUGAUCUAGAGAAGGUGGGAAUUCCUCUUGGUGUGAAUGGCAUUAAAUUGAUUCUAACAAGUCGUUUGGAACAUGUGUGUUACCAAAUGGAUUGCCUACCAAAUAGCAUAAUACGGAUGGAACCUCUCUCAGAUGAAGAAGCCUGGGAGUUAUUUUUGCUGAUACUUGGAAACCAUGCAACACCUGCAAAACUUCCUCAUGAAGUAGAAAAAAUUGCAAGAUCAAUUGCUAAGGAAUGUUAUGGUUUACCACUUGGAAUCAGUGUGAUGGCUAGAACCAUGAAAGGGGUAACUGAUGACAUUCGUUGGUGGAAACAUUCAUUGAAUAAAUUUCAAAAUUUCGCAAUGGAAGAAAAGAUCUUCGACGUGUUAAAACUUAGUUAUGACAAUUUAACUGACAAGAACAUGCAGAAUUGUUUCUUAUCCUGUGCAUUAUACCAUGGAAUUGGGAGAAAAGAAUUGGUUUUCAAGCUCUUUGACGAAGGACUGCUUAAUGAUACAAGAUUGGAGAGAAUAUCAGAUGGGGGACUUACCAUAGUUGACAAACUCAAAGGCCAUUCUUUGUUGUUGGAGAAUGAUUACCUCCAUAUGCAUGGUUUAGUGCGGAACAUGGUGUGCCAAAUACUAAAACUGAGCCACAGGUACAUGGUGAAAUGCAAUGAAGGAUUGACAAAGGUACCUGCCAUGCUGGACUGGACAACUGAUUUGGAGAAGGUUUCUUUGAUGAACAACAAUAUAAAAGAAAUCCCAAAGGGCACAUCACCUAACUGUCCAAACUUGUCCACCUUGAUUUUUAGUGGCAAUCCCCUCCAUCGCAUUCCGGAUUGUUUUUUCAGCAACAUGAAUGCUCUAGCUGUGCUUGAUCUAUCAUGCAAUCCAUUUUUGACCCUUUUGCCAAAAACAGUGUCUAACUUGAGGUCACUUGUUUCUCUACUACUUGGAGGAUGCAAGUCACUAGAAUAUGUGCCUCCAUUAGAACAGCUACAAGCAUUGUCUAGAUUGGACAUUUCAGGAACUUCCAUUGAGGAAGUACCACAAGGUUUGGAAAUGCUAACCAACCUGAAGUGGCUUGAUUUGUCUGAGAAUUACAACUUGACAUUGUUACCAGGGUCUGUGCUACCUGGUUUAACCAAUAUGCAGUACCUUGAUAUCCGCUAUAACUAUGGUUCAGCAAAGGUAAAUGCAAAAGAUGUACUAGGGAUGACCAUGUUGGAACAUUUUGCAGGCAGUUUUCAUGAUUGUGAUAACUUCAAUUGUUAUGUGCAAGCAACCUUGGACAGAGAUUGUGGACCUAAAACUUAUAAUCUCCAUUUAGGAAUCGGUCCUGGAUAUUUUUCGGAUUAUUCUUGCGACUAUAACUUCCCAGCAAACAAUGACUGCCGCAUUGUAAGUUUUGGGGACUGCACAAAAUUAGACCAUGUGCUUCCGACAGACAUUGCAAGGUUGUGUAUAGCAGAGAAUAAACAAUGGAUAUGCUUGUGUGAUGUCCUCUCAUUUAGAUCUCAUUCUUCUUUGAUGUACAUUAACAUUCAAGCUUGUCCAAAAUUGGAGAGCUUGUUUUGUUUGACUAGUCCAUGUUCCUUGUGCAGUAAUCUCCAGAACCUUGAAUCUUUGAAUCUUAAAAAUUUGGAAGGCUUAGCUUUCAUGUGGAAAGAUUUUCCUCCUGGUGGCAUGUUCUCUCAUAUCAAACAUCUUGUGGUCUCGAAAUGCCACAAAAUAGAGAAGUUGCUAGCAAUUGGGUCAAUGCUACUGCUCAAACACUUGGUCACACUAGAUGUGAAGUGUUGUUAUUUGUUGAAAGAGAUAUUCACUGAAGAUGUGGGUCGUGUUAAGGAACUUACUCUCCCUAAGUUAACAAGGUUGGAGUUUAGAGAUUUGCCACAAUUGGAGACCGUGUGGCGGGGAACUAUUGUGGGUGGAUUGUCUCCGAAAUUGAACAUCAUUGACUGUCCCAAACUAACACGUCCUAUUUUACAAAGUCAUUCAUGACUCUCAUCAUGAUUUUUAGUGUAUCCGCACCUUAUUUUUCCCUAGCAAUAUAAAGAUUGUAUCUGUGACUUUGUUACUUUAUAGAUGGAUGGAGUAUUAUUUUUACUAAACAACU
This is a messenger RNA of Cajanus cajan (pigeon pea), 2652 nucleotides long. RefSeq names its product disease resistance protein At4g27190. The record is from RefSeq and is a predicted model, not a curated record. Gene Ontology annotation, molecular function: ADP binding; protein binding. Lineage: Eukaryota; Viridiplantae; Streptophyta; Magnoliopsida; Fabales; Fabaceae.